GGUCAUAUUUUAUCUUUCAGGAUGUCCUUGCUCUUGUGGAUAAAAAGGACAAUGGGUUGGAGAAUGAAGCAACACUGCUUAGAGGUUUGGAGGGGAAACUUUCAUUUCUGGAGAAGACCCUAGCAGAGCUGAAAGCUGAGGGCAAGACAGCCAGUUCCACCCUCAAAAAAGUAAUCACUGUCCUGUGUGCUGAGGAGAAACUAGAACGAGCUCUGGAGCUUAAAAUUCUUUAUGAAGCGGAUAUGACUCCUGCUGCAUAUGCCAUGCUCAUCAACCUGUGCUGUCGGCAUGACAAUGCUGAGGAAGCCCUCAAGCUAAAGAUGGAAUUGGCUCGCAAGGACUCUGAAGUAGCGCUGGAUGCUCAGAAGUAUGUGGCCUUGGUCCGAGUGCUAUCCAAACAUGGCAAGCUGGAAGAGGCGAUCGAUAUGCUGAAAGAGAUGAAGGAGAAGGAUGUGCAGUUAAGGGACAGCACAAUCAGUUUGCUCACCCUCACGAUGAAUACCGCUGCGAUGAAAGGAGAUGCCAACAGUAUUCGACGCCUCCAGGAGACGAUCUUCACUUUGGGCCUGGCCAAACCAUCCAGUAACCUCUGCUCACCCCUCAUCACUUGCUAUCUGGAGAGUGGGAACUAUGCAGGUGCAUUCGAUGCCACUGUGGAGGUCCAUAAACAAUACAACCAGAUGCCCAAAAUCCACGACCUCAUCUGCGGCCUGGUGGAAAAAGGAGAUGCUGAGCUAUUACAGAAAGUCGUGGAGUUUUUGAGUCAGGAGCGAGGCGAGAUGAUGAUGCUCUACGACCUUUACUUUGCGUUCCUGCAAACGGGCCGCUACAAGGAGGCACGCAAAAUCAUCGAGGUGGGACUGCUGUUAUUGUGUUCAAUCCACACAGCUAAUUUAACAGCUAAGGCAGCAUCUCACGAGUCUACACUUCCACUGAGAAACAGCUCUGACAAAGCCAUUUAG
This is a messenger RNA of Sinocyclocheilus grahami, 962 nucleotides long. Its product is annotated as leucine-rich PPR motif-containing protein, mitochondrial-like. The transcript is spliced from 8 exons. The record is from RefSeq and is a predicted model, not a curated record. NCBI's taxonomy places the organism in Eukaryota, Metazoa, Chordata, Actinopteri, Cypriniformes, Cyprinidae. Gene Ontology annotation, cellular component: nucleus; mitochondrion. Gene Ontology annotation, molecular function: mRNA 3'-UTR binding; protein binding. Gene Ontology annotation, biological process: regulation of mitochondrial translation. Bases 243 to 962 code for a protein of 239 amino acids.